This is a messenger RNA of Limulus polyphemus (Atlantic horseshoe crab), 3882 nucleotides long. RefSeq names its product glucose transporter type 1-like. Lineage: Eukaryota; Metazoa; Arthropoda; Merostomata; Xiphosura; Limulidae. Gene Ontology annotation, biological process: monosaccharide transmembrane transport. The transcript is spliced from 13 exons. The coding region runs from base 36 to 1481 and encodes 481 amino acids. Gene Ontology annotation, cellular component: membrane. The record is from RefSeq and is a predicted model, not a curated record. Gene Ontology annotation, molecular function: hexose transmembrane transporter activity.
UUAAAGAAUUUAUAUCAGACAUCUAUGAGAGAAGAAUGCAAGAAAUUAUUACAGAAAGCUUCAAAGAAUUCCUGUGGUCUGUCACCGUCUCCAUAUUUGCUAUAGGUGGUAUGGUGGGAGGGAUUUCAGGGGGAGCAGUUGCAAACCGUUGUGGAAGGAAAGGGGGUCUUCUUCUUAAUAACAUACUUGCAAUAUUUGGAGGUGCUUUUAUGGGGCUUAGCAAGGCGUCCUAUAGUAUCGAGAUGCUUCUGAUUGGUCGACUUAUCAUAGGAUUUAACUGUGGUUUGAAUACUGCCCUUGUACCAAUGUACCUCUCUGAAAUAUCCCCUGUAGCUCUGCGAGGAGGCUUAGGAACUGUGAAUCAACUCGCUGUAACAGUAGGGCUUUUGUUAUCUCAAGUUUUUGGAGUUCAUUUCCUUCUAGGCACAACAAGAGGGUGGCCUUAUCUCUUAGCGAUAGCAAUCAUUCCGGCCAUUCUACAGCUGUGUUUGCUGCCACUUUGUCCUGAAAGUCCUCGAUACUUGCUCAUUUAUAAACAAGAAGAAUCUCUUGCUAGAGAAAGUUUAAAGCGUUUACGAUAUUCGAGUAAUGUUGAAGAAGAUAUAGACGAAAUGAAAGCAGAAGAAAGAGCUAAUCAGCAUGAAGUUAGGAUCACGAUGAUGGAAUUAGUGCAGAACAAGACACUCCAACUACCGCUAAUCAUCGGUAUUGUCAUGCAUCUUUCUCAGCAACUAUCAGGAAUAAACGCUGUUUUCUAUUAUUCCACGGGCCUUUUCAUGUCAGCAGGACUCUCAGAAGAAGCAUCCAGAUAUUCCACUAUUGGUGUGGGGUCCGUGAUGGUCAUAAUGACACUCGUUUCUAUACCACUCAUGGACCGGUCAGGAAGACGAACUCUACAUUUAUAUGGACUAGGUGGCAUGUUCAUCUUCAGUAUCUUCAUCACCAUUUCCUUACUUGUAAAGUUUUUAUACCACUGGGUGACGUAUCUCAGCGUUGUCAGUACACUUGGUUAUGUUGUCUUCUUUGCAAUUGGUCCAGGGUCCAUACCAUGGAUGAUCACAGCGGAGCUGUUUUCCCAGGGUCCGAGGCCAGCAUCAAUGAGUUUAACUGUUUUAGUUAACUGGCUUGCCAACUUUGUAGUUGGAUUGAUAUUUCCUAUGAUGCAGGCAUGUCUCAACGACUACACUUUCCUUCCAUUUACCGCUCUUCUUGCCAUUUUCUGGACCUUCACAUACAAGAAAGUUCCUGAAACAAAAAAUAAGACCUUUGAGGAGAUCUCGGCCCUAUUUAGGCGAGACGAGAUCAUCAGUGCUAAUGGCAUGAACAUUCACGUGGCCAGACGAUAUGUACCAACUGGAGGACCUAUUGCAGAUGAGAAAUCUAUUGAGUCAUGUCAGUUACAUCACUUACAUCACUGCUGGGAAAUGGAUAGUAAGAAAAUAAGGGAUCAAACCCCUAAUCAUUUGGAAGAUCGAGCCUAGGAAGUAAGGCAAAUUGUCGCGUCCAGAUCCCUCACGUGCCUUCUGGUUCUACUAACAGGUUGAGCAGCUUUUCAUAACAACAAAGCGAUUUAAUAACCGGAACAGAUUGAAGUAUAACUCUCCAACAGUAUGGAGCUUCAGGUAUUUAGAGGCCUUCAUCAGUACUGAUCUAAUUCAAGGUGACUGCUAGUUAUCGUCUGUGAUGGUCAGAAAACAGAAGAAAGGAUACAGCCUCCGUUUUAAAUGCUUAUAAUGUAAGGUGUAAUAACUAGCGCCAUCUAUUGAAGAUAUCUAACAUUACCAUAUGUAUAAACGCCGUUCACUAUACAGCAAAAGUAUGGUGAUAAUAGCUAAGUGUUCUUUUUUUCAGACGGGAAAGCACACACAAAAAAGACAGAAAAACGGCAAAGACUUAAUUUCAUUAAAAAUGUUUUAAAAUUCGGUGACAUUUUGAAAAAACUAGUAUUUUUCUGAAAAAGUUAUCGUCUGAAGAAGAAGGUGAAAUGAAAUUUCUUUAAUGAGUAAAAUUAAUUCUCUUUUCAAGUUCCUGUGAAAUAAAAAGGUCAAAAGUUAUUUUGAGAUAAUUAGUGUCUUGAACAUCUUUACAAUAAAAAUGUUUCUUUUAAGCCAUUUUUUUCAGUGGUCGACAGCUGGUUCUUAAUAUACAUUUAAUAACAUUUCUAAAAUUAAGUCUUAGAAAAAUAGACGUGGAAUCUAUUUUCAUUGGUUCAUUUCUUAACGUCAAAACGUGUCAAUAGUUCUUUAUUGGUUCACUUCUUAACGUCAAAACGUGUCAAUAGUUCUUUAUUGGUUCACUUCUUAACCUCAAAACGUGUCAAUGGUUCUAUAUUGGUUCGCUUCUUAACGUCAAAACGUGUCAAUAGUUAUAUAUUGGUUCGCUUCUUAACAUCAAAACGUGUCAAUAGUUCUAUGUUGAUUCGCUUCCUAGCGUCAAAACGUGUCAAUAGUUCUAUGUUGGUUCGCUUCCUAGCAUCAAAACGUGUCAAUAGUUCUAUGUUGGUUCGCUUCCUAGCGUCAAAACGUGUCAAUAGUUCUAUGUUGGUUCGCUUCCUAGCGUCAAAACGUGACAAUAGUUCUAUGUUGGUUCGCUUCCUAGCGUCAAAACGUGACAAUAGUUCUAUGUUGGUUCGCUUCCUAGCGUCAAAACGUGUCAAUAGUUUUAUAUUGGUUCACUUCUUAACGUCAAAACGUGUCAGUAGUUCUAUAUUGGUUUACUUCUUAAUGACAAAACGUGUCAAUAGUUAUAUGUUGGUUCGCUUCUUAACGUCAAAACGUGUCAAUAGUUUUAUAUUGGUUCACUUCUUAACGUUAAAACGUGUCAAUAGUUCUAUGUUGGUUCACUUCUUAACGUCAAAACGUGUCAAUAGUUCUAUAUUGGUUCACUUCUUAACGUCAAAACGUGUCAAUAGUUCUAUGUUGGUUCGCUUCUUAACGUCAAAACGUGUCAAUAGUUUUAUAUUGGUUCACUUCUUAACGUCAAAACGUGUCAAUAGUUCUAUAUUGGUUUACUUCUUAAUGACAAAACGUGUGAAUGAUGUUAUCUUUUCAUCGUUGCUUACAUCACUGUAAUUACUUGGAAUUUUGACUUAUAAAAUUUUACAUAAGCUGCAUUAAACCAAAUCAAGUUUUCUUUGAACAACAGGCAGUUUUUUUUUAAAGAAACCUAUGACAUUUUGUGUAGUAUUGUAAUUUUGGGGGCAUAAGAAUAUGCUCAAUUCCUCAGAACGAGAAAACCAGUCUACUUUAAAUAUUAAAGUUAGAUAUAAGCUAUUUCUCAGGCCCUGAAACAAGAAACCUAAGUGAAUUGUAUUUACUUUAGGUAUGCCUUAUUUCUCAGAAUAAGAUACAGAAACCUAAGAGUUUCAUAUCUUGUUUUACGUGUUCCCUUUUUCUCAGAAUAAGAUACAGAAACCUAAGUGCAUUAUAUUUACGUUACGUAAGCCCUAAUUCACAGAAAAAGAAACGGAAACCAAAGUACAUCAAAUUAAAGUGUUUUGAGUGUAUAGACCAUAAUAAUCAAAAUGGCAACGACAUAACUAUUCUGGAAAAAGAGAGAGAAAUAUUUGAGGUGUGGGUUUACGCCUUUGUCAGUGAUAUGUCUUAAAUCUUUUUAUAUUAUGCUCUAAUGAUUUAAAAAAAAACACACAAGUGUAAUUCAUAUUUCACGUCAAAAGAUUUUCUCAUAACCAACAGGUUUUGUCACAUUCUUAAUUUAUGUUGCACUUAAGAUAUACUGUCUUCGUGUGCUCAUUCAGUGUUCUAUUGGACAAAAGAUCAUAUGACCUCCUAAAUUGGAAUAUCUUUGUGUAUAUUUGAAUAUAUGCUUCCAACCAAUAUGAAUAAGUGCCUUACUGUAGCUGUUGUCAUUAUAUUCUGAUGA